Tremella mesenterica DSM 1558 is the source of this 939-nucleotide messenger RNA. RefSeq lists its product as uncharacterized. The record is from RefSeq and is a predicted model, not a curated record. The transcript is spliced from 7 exons. The coding region runs from base 1 to 939 and encodes 312 amino acids. NCBI's taxonomy places the organism in Eukaryota, Fungi, Basidiomycota, Tremellomycetes, Tremellales, Tremellaceae.
AUGUCACCUUUUGAGCUUGAUCAAUUAGUCCUCCUGUUUGGUACCAAUGAUGUCUGGGAGGAAGCAGCAGGCUCCUGCUGGAUAUCAGCUGGGAUUAUUGGUGUAUCGGUUGGCGCACGGACACGCUACAGGGAGUUUCCAAUCUGUGCAGACAUCGCGAUUCCAGAGCAAGGAUUCAGUCCAGCAAGACGGCUUGAUCUUCGUAAAGUAUUGAUGCUUGGGCCAGACAUUGGCGUGAUAGGCUGUUGUCCCUGUAACGUACCCAAUAAUCCGGCUUGGCUGACCUCUUGCUGCCAACUUCAAUUGAGGUUUCACAACUCGGUGGUAACAAGAUUGUCCAAAGGGCUGAAAACGGUGGUAAUUGGUUUGAUGUUGUGCAUCAGGUUGGAAUCAAUGGAGGGGGACACCACCUGUGGGAUCAGGAAGACAAUUUUAAUUCUGGCCAAGCUGAGAAUCCACAAGGAAUGUUCGAAUAUCAUUCAGAAGGGUGAGAUGGAUACGCUCUACUCAGCUAUUCUGAUUAACCAGGUACUCAUACCAAAGAAAGCAACUUCGAUCAAACUCAAAGAAAACAAACCGUCUUUGGAUCAAAGAUUGCCCAACAACAAACGAUUGGGAAGGACAAAGUGUGCAGACCCACCGACCUUUAGUGGGGAACAUGGCAAACUUGACAAUUUCCUGGCGGCCUGCCACAUGAACUUCAAAUCCAAAGGGGCCAACAUAUGGAAUUUGACCAAAUGGUUAGAGAGCUAUGACAAAUUCAUUCAACAUUUACGAACUCAAUUUGGAGACAGUAACAUGGCAGGCACUGCUAUGCAAAAAUUGCCGGAGUUACGACAGACCGACACAGCAGCUGAAUACUUUGCAAACUUUGAACUGUGGUCAACUCAUCUUGGGAAGGUACCAGAUGCAAUGAAAAUUGCAUCAGCCAUACAAUAG